Mercenaria mercenaria is the source of this 1115-nucleotide messenger RNA. Its product is annotated as protein-L-isoaspartate(D-aspartate) O-methyltransferase-like. Gene Ontology annotation, biological process: protein modification process. The coding region runs from base 1 to 804 and encodes 267 amino acids. Gene Ontology annotation, molecular function: protein-L-isoaspartate (D-aspartate) O-methyltransferase activity. The record is from RefSeq and is a predicted model, not a curated record. The transcript has 6 exons. Lineage: Eukaryota; Metazoa; Mollusca; Bivalvia; Venerida; Veneridae. Gene Ontology annotation, cellular component: cytoplasm.
AUGCCAGACUUAUGUCCAGGACAGAGGUUUAAUGCAAUAUUUGGAACAUCAACAUUAGGACUGCUUGUAUUGUGCACAUACUUCUCACGGAAUAUUCGUGGCACCAUGGCUUGGAGAUCUGGUGGAAAUAGCAAUUCAAAUUUAAUAGAUAAUUUAAAAGCAAUUGGAAUUAUCAAGUCAGAGAGUGUAGAAAAUGUAAUGAAAGCUGUUGACAGGAAACACUUCUCUAAACACAAUCCUUACGCAGAUUCCGCACAAACUAUCGGAUACAAUGUUAUAAUAAGUGCACCACAUAUGCAUGCACAUGCGUUGCAGAAAUUAUCGAAUCACCUGAAGGAGGGUGCCAAGGUCCUAGAUGUUGGUUCUGGUAGUGGCUAUUUCACAGCUUGUAUGGCACUUAUGGUAGGGCCACAGGGUAAAGCAGUUGGUAUUGAUCAUAUCAAAGAACUUGUAGAUGAUUCAGUAACGAAUAUCAAAAAGGAUCCUAACUUGGCAAAACUGUUGGAGUCUGGACAAAUUACCAUGGUAACCGGGGAUGGUAGAAAAGGAUAUGAUCCAGAAGGACCCUAUGAUGCUAUACAUGUUGGGGCUGCUGCUCCCACUUUACCACAAGAUUUAGUUGAUCAGUUAAAACCAGGAGGUCGUCUCAUUAUUCCAGUAGGAGGAGUGGGUGAGAGCCAACGGCUACAGCAAAUAGAUAAGUUACUUGAUGGAACGACAAAGAAACAGACCUUAAUGGUAGUGACUUUUGUGCCACUGACAAGCAAAGAAAAGCAAUGGCCAAGCCGGAAGAAUGAAUUCUGAAAUGUGGUAAACACUUCGUUAUCUAGAACACAUGAUGGCAUCCCAAUUUUUAUGGCAUCUAGCUGGCACUGAUCGUGAUUUGCUAAUACAAGUGCUUGCAAACCCUUCAUUCAAGCUUCCAGUGAUCAUGAUGUAUUGGAGUGUUACAGAUAUUUAUAAUUUAACCUUGUUUUUCUUUAUGACAUGACACAGGAAGUGGUCGAAAUCCGUAUUUUAUAAAAACAUUUCACAUUGCUUGGAAGGAAUUUCUGGGAAUUAUCUAACCAAUAGAUCAUCAAGCAGAGUAGAUUUAAUUUAUACAUAUACCACCA